Messenger RNA from Ochotona curzoniae (black-lipped pika), 1957 nucleotides. It is a transcript of the gene CHRM2, whose product is annotated as cholinergic receptor muscarinic 2. Gene Ontology annotation, biological process: adenylate cyclase-activating adrenergic receptor signaling pathway; regulation of heart contraction. The transcript has 2 exons. Gene Ontology annotation, molecular function: G protein-coupled acetylcholine receptor activity. Gene Ontology annotation, cellular component: plasma membrane. The record is from RefSeq and is a predicted model, not a curated record. Lineage: Eukaryota; Metazoa; Chordata; Mammalia; Lagomorpha; Ochotonidae. The coding region runs from base 206 to 1606 and encodes 466 amino acids.
AUCAAGGGAGAAAGCGAACGGACGACUGACUCCGGACUCUAAGCGGUGAGCAGCUCUCACCCGGACGAGUCGUCCCGGCCCCGCGAAGGGCUCCUCACUCCUGCCAGCCUCCACCAGAUCAAAGCCCGGGGAGGCAACUGGGGCUAAAUCCGCGACAGGAUUACAUGUUACUUUGGCUACUUGGCUACUAAUUAGAGAACACAAAAUGAAUAACUCAACAAACUCAUCCAAUAAUGGCUUGGCCCUCACCAGUCCUUAUAAGACAUUUGAAGUGGUAUUCAUCGUGCUUGUGGCUGGAUCCCUCAGUUUGGUGACAAUUAUUGGAAACAUUCUGGUCAUGGUUUCCAUCAAGGUGAACCGCCACCUUCAGACGGUCAACAAUUACUUUCUGUUCAGCUUGGCCUGUGCUGACCUCAUCAUAGGGGUCUUCUCCAUGAACUUAUACACUCUCUACACGGUGAUUGGCUACUGGCCUUUGGGACCGGUUGUAUGUGACCUCUGGCUAGCUCUGGACUAUGUGGUGAGCAAUGCUUCAGUUAUGAACCUGCUCAUCAUCAGCUUUGAUAGGUACUUCUGUGUCACAAAACCUCUGACGUACCCUGUCAAGAGGACCACGAAAAUGGCGGGAAUGAUGAUUGCGGCUGCCUGGGUUCUCUCCUUUAUCCUCUGGGCCCCAGCCAUUCUCUUCUGGCAAUUCAUUGUAGGAGUAAGAACUGUGGAGGAUGGGGAAUGCUAUAUUCAGUUUUUUUCCAAUGCUGCUGUCACUUUUGGCACUGCCAUUGCAGCCUUCUAUCUGCCGGUGAUCAUCAUGACUGUGCUCUAUUGGCACAUCUCACGAGCAAGCAAGAGCAGGAUAAAGAAGGACAAGAAGGAACCUGUGGCCAACCAGGAGCCAGUGUCUCCAAGUCUUGUGCAAGGAAGAAUAGUGAAGCCAAACAACAACAAUGUGCCCAGCAAUGAUGGUGGCCUGGAACACAACAAAAUCCAGAAUGGCAAAGCUCCCAGAGAUGCUAUGACUGAAAACUGUGUCCAGGGGGAGGAGAAAGAGAGCUCCAACGAUUCCACUUCAGUCAGUGCUGUUGCCUCUAAUAUGCGAGAUGAUGAAAUAACCCAGGAUGAAAACACAGUCUCCACUUCCUUGGGCCAUUCCAAAGAUGAGAACUCUAAGCAAACAUGCAUUAAAAUUGUCACCAAAACCCCAAAAGGUGACUCAUGUACCGCAACUAAUACCACUGUGGAGGUUGUCGGAUCUUCAGGACAGAACGGAGAUGAGAAACAAAACAUUGUAGCUCGCAAAAUUGUGAAGAUGACUAAGCAGCCUGCCAAAAAGAAGCCUCCUCCUUCCCGGGAGAAGAAAGUCACAAGGACCAUCUUGGCUAUCCUGCUGGCUUUCAUCAUCACUUGGGCCCCAUACAAUGUCAUGGUGCUCAUUAACACUUUCUGUGCACCCUGCAUCCCCAACACAGUGUGGACAAUCGGCUACUGGCUCUGUUACAUCAACAGCACUAUCAACCCUGCCUGCUAUGCACUUUGUAAUGCCACCUUCAAGAAGACCUUUAAACACCUUCUCAUGUGUCAUUACAAGAACAUAGGCGCCACAAGGUAAAACAUCUUUGCAAAGAAUAUGGGAAGACUACAAGGAUCAAAGAACUGGCUUUAAACCUCUGCCAUUGCACUUUAUAGUCUUACUAUUGACUGUGCAACCAAGGAAGGCCAACAGUGACACUCUCAUACCUAUGUUACAGUUUAAAAAUCUUGCACCUUGUAAACACUGUCCGUUUAAGAGCAAUGAGACCAUUGAAAGAGACAUAUUGGAAUUGGGAAUUUAUUAAGGAGCAAUUCAUGCUUUCUCAUAUUCUCUUGAAGAAGGGCUUCUGAAUCUACAAUUUUGUCAGUCUCUGCACAAAAAGAGUAACCUCAUUAUUUUUGUUGUGUAUUUUGCUUCUGUUGUUCUGAU